GCUGCGAGGUAAAUAGAAGCCAGAUCGCAAAAUGGCGGAGCUGCCGAGUCCCGUGCGAGGGGCGACGGUGGCGCCGCCGCCGCCGCCGCCUUCGGGUCUAGCAGCGGACGCCCGGGUUUCCCCGCGCGGGUUCCAGCCGGCCACCAAGCGCCUCAAGGGGGACGAGCGAGGCUUCAAGGGUGCCAAGCGACUCAACGGCGAGGGCGGUGGCAAUAGGCAGCCGCCGCAGCCGCCGCCACACAUACCAGUGGCGUCAGCCCCGGGAGGUCCCGGCGGCCCCGCUGUAUGGAGCCUCGCCGCGUUUUCUUCAGGCGGCGGCGCUCAGCCGACGAGCGGCGGGUCUUUCGUCUUCCCGCCUCAGUUGCCCCCCAAGUUGCUCCUGCCGCCGCAGCCGCCGCCCGCUCCGCCCUCGCACCUCUGCUUGACCGCCGGCGGCGUGGAGGGGAGCGGCGGCGCGAAGAGCAAGAGGCCCAAGGAGAAGCGCGAGAAGGAGAAGCGGAAAGUUCGGGCCCUGCCCGUGACAGUGGCCGUGCCGGCGGCGGCCCCGGGACCUGGCGGCGUUGGCCGGGAGGAGAACGGCGACCUGAAGAUAUUACUCCAGCAGCAGCAGCAACACCAUCACCACCACCAUCACCACCAAGAAGAUGAAAUCAUCAGAGAGAAAACCACAGAACGAGACAAGGAAAAACAGAAAGAAAAGAAGAAGCACAGAUUAAUGUCUGAAAUAAAAAAAGAGAAUGGAGAAAUGAAAUUAUUUCAGAAAGAUGUAAAAGAAAAACCAAAAAGCAGUGCAGAUGAUCUACAGAUUAAAAAAGUAAAGAAGAAAAAGAAAAAGAAACAUAAAGAGUGUGAAAAACGGAAGCGUCCAAAAAUGUAUAGUAAAUCUAUUCAAACCAUCUGCUCAGGAUUGCUUUCUGAUUUUGAGGAUCAAGACGCCAAAGGCAUUGUUGAUAAUCAUCUUAAAUAUUUCAGUGAGAAAAAUAAGAAUCCCAAGAAGGACUCUGAGUACAAGAUACCAGAGAACAGUGAGUUUCCAUUUGUCUCGUUAAAGGAGCCACGGGUGCAAAAUAAACUCAAAAGGUUGGACAUGUUGGAGUUCAAACAGUUCAUUCAUGUUGAGCACCAGCCUAACGGAGGUGCCUCAGUUAUACAUGCCUACACUAAUGAACUCUCCCACUUAUCUCCUGUGGAGAUGGAGAGAUUUGCAGAAGAAUUUGUGGGUUUGGUUUUUAGUGAAAAGGAAAACUGUGCAGCUUACUAUGUAAUGGGAAUUGUUCAUGGGGCAGCUACUUACUUACCUGACUUUUUAGACUACUUUUCAUUUAAUUUUCCCAAUUCACCAGUGAAAAUGGAGAUUUUGGGAAAGAAAGAUAUAGAGACUACGACUAUGUCCAAUUUUCAUACUCAGGUAAAAAGAACAUAUUCCCAUGGUACAUACAGAGCUGGCCCAAUGAGACAAAUCAGCUUGGUUGGAGCAGUAGAUGAGGAAGUGGGGGAUUAUUUUCCAGAGUUCCUUGAUAUGCUGGAAGAUUCACCUUUCUUAAAAUGUACUUUACCAUGGGGGACUCUUUCUAGUCUGAAACUAGAAAGUCGAAAAGAUAGUGAUGAUGGUCCCAUCAUGUGGGUACGUCCAGGAGAACAGAUGAUUCCUGUGGCAGAUAUGCCAAAGUCGCCUUUCAAAAGGAAAAGAACUACCAAUGAAAUUAAAAACCUGCAGUACCUACCUCGUACUAGUGAGCCUCGUGAAAUGCUUUUUGAAGACAGGACGCGGGCACACGCAGAUCACAUAGGCCAAGGCUUUGAACGACAAACUACAGCUGCAGUAGGAGUACUAAAGGCAGUGCAUUGCGGAGAAUGGGUUGAACAGCCUCGUAUAACCAAAGACGUAAUUUGUUUUCACGCGGAUGAUUUCUUAGAGGUAGUUCAACGACUGCAGUUGGAUUUGCAUGAACCUCCGCUUUCACAGUGUGUCCAGUGGGUCGAUGAUGCAAAACUUAACCAAUUACGAAGGGAAGGCAUUCGAUAUGCCAGAAUUCAGUUGUAUGAUAAUGAUAUUUAUUUUAUUCCAAGGAAUGUUAUACAUCAAUUUAAGACAGUUUCAGCUGUGUGUAGUUUGGCAUGGCACGUUCGGCUCAAACUCUACCACUCAGAGGGAGAAAACCAAACCAUCUAUGAAAAGGAUCCCCCAACCGAUCACACAUCUUCUGUCACGGGACUUCAGACAGAUAGCGUCACCCAUCCAGGGGGCGUAAAUGCCUCCGAAGACGUCAAAAUUUUAAGUACCCUUCAGACUAAGUAUGUGAAACAGGAGGUUUCACACACGCAACAUGGACCUGCUUUAUCUCUCCAGAAUGAAGAGGGGCCAGUUGCAGUUAACCUUCCUGAAAAGAUGGUCGCCUCCAGUGCUGUGGAAUGUCAGAGAGUCAAAGCAAGGCUGGAUCAUGCUCAGUUGACAGGGUCGAGGCUUGAAACUGACUCUGAAAUUGAGCUUGGUGACAAAUAUGUACAGGACAGUUUGUGCCCAGGUGGCCGUGUGAAUCUGGAAGAUACAAGACAAAGUAGUCCGGCUUAUCCACGUCUGCGUGGCAAACAGGAAGAUGACUUUUUGUGUUAAGUGUGUGUGUGUGUGUGCGCGCGCGUAUAUAUGUUUUUAAAGUACUUUUAAAAUAUAAUGACAUAAUGUAAAGAGGCUUACAUUCUGUGAGGCAGGUUUUUUACUUGCCCUUGCAGCUGUUACAGAAAAUAGUUUAUGUAGCUUUGUAACAUUCCUCAGUGCCUGUCCAUAACUGUAAACGUUUUAAAGCACUUAGGGCCAGAUGCACUGUAAACACUGCAGGUAUAACAUAAAAGUCUUUAAAUAUGAGUUGUAGGUUUUAGAAUAGAGCUGACAUUUAACAUAUAUUUUUUGUAAGAUAAGCCAGAAUUCUUUUUGACAAUUCCAGGCUUUUCCAUAGAGCUUAUUUAUACCAUAUUUUUUUUUUCAUUUUAAUGUGUCAGCACUGUAGUGUAAAUAGCUUUUUUAAAAAAACAAAACAAAACAAAAACUUUUUAGCGUGAUUUAUAUUAAAAUGUGAGCCGCUUAAUAAAGGUUCAUAAUAAUUUUUAUUUUGAAAAAUCUCAGUCCUGGUAAAAAGGGAAAUAUUCUUAUAUUAAAAAUGCAUAGAUGUAUUAAGUUAGAUAUGAUUUGUGGUUGAAUUUUCACAAAACCUUAUUUGGAGAAGAAUUUGAACAUUUGUAGCAAAGUUCUUCUAGAGCUAUUCUACUGCCUGGCUAGAGAUAGGAAGGUCCUUUCCCUUUUGGUCAGAUGCUAUAUACCGGAACUAAUGGGCAACCUUCCUCCCUUUCCCCAUUUUAUUAAAGUUACACUUUAGCAAGGAUUGAGCAUUUUAGCACUCUAAGAAGCAAAUGACUAAAGCAGAGUCUCAAUGAAUGGCAAAUCAUAAAUAAAUACAAACAGUGGAAUGCAGGUUAAAAAACAACACUACUACAGUUUGCCAGUUAUUUGAACAAAAUAAAUAAUUAGACAGUGCUGAUCCACUAAACUCUUCCUUUCCUGUCCUUUGGCUGGGCAGUAAUUCCGCAACAUCAACUAGCAGAUAACUAGAGAGUUUUACAGUACAUUUAAGAAAGGAAAGAAGAAAAGAGCAAUGCGAUUACAACCAAGAAUAUAGCACCAGAUCAAUAUGAAUUUCCCUCAUGCUUCUGUCUAAAUAAUGUUAGGAAUAUGCUUAGUCUAAUUCCCUCUGUACUUAAAACACAAGCCUUCCUUCUGUAACAGAAAACAGGAACAGCUGCCUUUUUCUGACCUCUCUCUUAUGGCACAAACUCACAGUAUUCCCAGCUGGGAGUAAAACACGAAACCCCUGGACAUUAAAAGAUCAACACAUCCCUGCUGUUCUAUCCCAAGUCUUCAGCUUCCCAACACACACUGUGACUACCCUUCACAGCAGUUCUGGCCCCAGUAUGUGGUUAAACAUUCAGUUAACUUCUCCCUGUCAUAUCGCUGAGUUACUUUGCUUGCAGUGCUGUAACUGUGAUAAGUUUAGAGAUAAGCAGAUCAUUAUACUUCAUUUGAAAGCAAGAUUGUUUUAAAAUUACAUUUAAUAUGUGGGCCUGCAUCCAGUUUGUGACAAAACACUGAAACCAGUGACAUAAAGUGGUUGAGAAUCAGCACGUCUUGCUCUUUUCAAUGGGACUUAGGCAUCUAUAACUUAAAAUUGAUCCGAGGUAGGGAAUAUACGCUGCCUUGCUGCAUCCUCCCUUGUUUCUCUACAAAAGAGAAACAGAUACAAUGAAAAUAUCAGUUGGAAUGCCUUGCUAUACUGUGUAAGUAUAUGUGGAGCCACAUGUUGUAGGUUCUGAGAUUUACUUCGUGAUCUUAAAACUCAAAAUUGAAGGAAAAAGCAGAUGCGCAGAGAUUGGAUAUAAGGAUGGAGAAUAACUCAUCUGUUCUAACUGGACCUUUGGUAGAAUAGUCAUGUUUGAUUUUAGCCCCUUUUACUUUAAACUCUGUGGGUAUUUUGAAACUUUAAUUUAUAGUCUUGAAGAAGAAAAGCACAGCCAGAAAAGAAUGCCCUUGGACCUUUAAAGCGAUGACAUAUAAAACCAGAUUCAAUAAUUGCCAUGCAUUUUAAGCAUUGAUGGUUAUUACUAGAAGACUUUUAUUAUGAAUGCAGGAGUCGACAUCCUGUUUUCUGUACAAAGUUUGGUUAUAGCCCUUUCAAACUGCUGCUGUCAGCAAACUCCAUUUUUGUGUUUUUUGUACACAGAUUGAUUAAUAUGUCUUAACAAUGUCAGGCAGUUUCUUUAAUUUUUAAGAAGCUGCUUUUGUGUUUUCCCUUUAAGGUUUAUGCGGUGUACUAAAAAUGGUAUGAAAUGCUGAAGCCUCCUUUUGUUUAAAUCAAUUUUUCAUCUGAAACUAAGCUCUCAUUGGAUGGUGUCAUUUCUGUCUUUUGUAGGGCUAUUAUAUCUGACAUAUAAAAACCUGGAUGGCCUCUAGAAGGCAGCAAUAUGUUAGUUUUUUCUGUAUCUUUCUGCUGUCAUCUAGUGAUUAUCUAAAUCUUUGUAGCCCAGAUAUAUUGGCUUUAAUCUUUCGUUUUUCCUCCAGAAUUGUGUCCUUCCUAGUUUCCUUCCAGUUAUCUGUUUUGAAUGGUGCAACAACAGAUAAAUGCUACUUUUUAUGAUAAGUGCUCUGAGCUUUUUGAUACUCUCCACCUCGCUCUAGAUUUUAGGAGGAAACUACUUUCAAUCUCUACAUGUUAAUCUUUCCCAACUAGGAUUUGAACUGUUGGCAUUAUGUUUUGUUAUGACAUCCUAUCCUCCAUUUUAACGUAUCAUACAGGAGGCAAAGAAGAGCUUCAGCAAUUGUAAUAAUUAGGAAUUGGAUUGAAGAGAUUGGUGCUUAAGCAUUUUGGGGGGGGGUGGAAUUUGAGACACGGCUGUAAUAUUCCAUGAUCAGUAAAUUAUGGGAAAAUAUGGUUUAGCAUUUCUGAAAAAUGAAGGAUUCACAAACAUUUG
Candoia aspera is the source of this 5517-nucleotide messenger RNA. It is a transcript of the gene RSBN1L, whose product is annotated as round spermatid basic protein 1 like. The transcript is spliced from 8 exons. Gene Ontology annotation, cellular component: nucleus. Lineage: Eukaryota; Metazoa; Chordata; Lepidosauria; Squamata; Candoiidae. The coding region runs from base 32 to 2614 and encodes 860 amino acids. The record is from RefSeq and is a predicted model, not a curated record.